CAAUUUCUUGAAGCAAAUAUUGUGCAGCAUGAAAAGAGAUUGGAGCCAAUUUUGGUCCACAAAUUCGAUUGUUAUCGCCAUUCACCUUCUUCCCGAAUCUUCACCUUCUCCGCUGAAAGCAAGCCAGAAGCGACUGUGAAUUAGGGUAAUCGCUGAAUCAAAGAGAUGAUUCGUUGUUUUCAGAGCAAUUCUUCCAUUGAUUACUGAAUAUAUCAGUUUCCUCUGCUUUCUUUUAGCAUUUGGGGACUCAAAUUUCGUUUUCUACAAAAAAAAAAACCCCCAAAUCAUGUCACUCACAUCCACCUUGUUACAUUCCUUUUCAAAUCCCAAAUGCCCCAUUUCUUCUUCUUCUUCUUCCUCGUUGCCGAGGUCGGCGACAGAUUUCGCCGCUUCUUCUCAAGCUCUGACUGGAAUUCGAUUUCCGAGGAUUAUCGGCGCCGGUCUGGCUUUGGACUCGAAAACCAUGGUGGUUUUGAUCGGCACGGGCUUGACUCUUGCUCUUCUGGGACCUGAAUCGGCUGCUGCUACUGCUGCUACGGAAUUGCAGUCGUUGGGUGCUUCUUCGCUGCAGUUUAAUGAACCCCAAAAUGCUCUGUCCUUGCCCACCUGGGCUAUACAUGUUUCCAGUGUUGUUGAAUGGAUUACAGCAAUGGCUUUGGUGUGGCAAUAUGGAGAGAAAUCUGGCAAUGAGUCUUGGAAGGGACUUUCUUGGGGAAUGGUACCAUUGCUUGGUGGAGCAUUUUGUGCUUGCACAUGGCAUUUUUUCUACAAUUCUGAGUCUCUCGAGGUUUUGGUGGCCCUUCAGGCAAUACUGACGGCUGUAGGAAAUGCCACAAUGUGCAUUGCUGCAUUUCGCAUAUACAAAGCAUCACAAGAACGUUCAAGUAAGUUGUAAAGAAACCAUAUAAUAUAACUCAACCUAGUAGGGAUUUGAUAGUGAACCCCAAUGGUGAGGUUAGAAAUGUGAAGGACAAACCAAUGUUUGGUCAUUGCUGUCAAUGUCACAGCACAUAUUGGGUUGAAAAGUCAAAUAAUUUGGUUUCUAUUUUCAUUUACCCUUUUGGUGAAUGGUCAAUUUUUAUUUUCA
Cucurbita maxima (winter squash) is the source of this 1087-nucleotide messenger RNA. RefSeq lists its product as uncharacterized. The record is from RefSeq and is a predicted model, not a curated record. Bases 287 to 895 code for a protein of 202 amino acids. The transcript has 4 exons. NCBI's taxonomy places the organism in Eukaryota, Viridiplantae, Streptophyta, Magnoliopsida, Cucurbitales, Cucurbitaceae.